Alternaria hordeiaustralica is the source of this 471-nucleotide messenger RNA. RefSeq lists its product as uncharacterized. NCBI's taxonomy places the organism in Eukaryota, Fungi, Ascomycota, Dothideomycetes, Pleosporales, Pleosporaceae. Bases 1 to 471 code for a protein of 156 amino acids. The transcript has 2 exons. The record is from RefSeq and is a predicted model, not a curated record.
AUGAGCCAGAGCGAAGCAAUGUGGAUCAAGCUUGACGCAGACAGGCUGUACGUGAUCCGUAUCUACGUCGACAAUGUGAACGUGAUAACAGGCCAAACUUCGCAAGUACAAGGCCAACAAGAUUAUUUUAUCGUGCCCGACCAGGCCUUCGUCAAUGGAUACAAGUCCAACAUCAAUGCGCUAACGACACAGUUCCGUCGUCCACCGUAUGCAGCCAAUUCUACACAGCAAGACGCCCAGACUAUACGCUUCGAGGUAACGCCAUCCACGAACACUAAGAUACUGAUAGGCAUCGAUGUGGGUGUUGAGGAUGAAGAACUCUACCAAAGUGUGGUGACGUUACCUGGCAUGACUGUCAAGGAUUUCACGAGGAAGUACGCGCUUCAAUUCGAAGAUGGUACUAAUAUCUCGGCUAGACUUACCAGUCAAGGGGAAAUGGCCGAUGGUAUGAUGAGCGAUCACAUGGUGUAA